Molecule: messenger RNA, 2095 nt
Organism: Neocloeon triangulifer
Lineage: Eukaryota; Metazoa; Arthropoda; Insecta; Ephemeroptera; Baetidae
Product: neuroendocrine convertase 1-like
Exons: 13
Coding region: 85-2049 (654 amino acids)
Biological process (GO): protein processing
Cellular component (GO): Golgi membrane; trans-Golgi network
Molecular function (GO): serine-type endopeptidase activity
Source: RefSeq, a predicted model, not a curated record
UCACUUGUCUCAGUCGGCUCAGCUAGUUGUUUGUUGGAUAUAAAUUUGCACCUCACCCGCAAUCAGAGUGCAUUCGGCAGCGAAAUGCGCGUGCAAUCAGUGCUGAUGCUGAUUGCUAUUUGCCAAUUGACUGACGCACUGUAUGCAAAUGAGUGGGUCGUCAGGGUUCCCGGAGGCUUGGAAACUGCCCAACAGCUUGCUAAUGAGCUUCGAUAUGACCUCAUCAGACAGGUUUUAGGUUUUGACGACACGUACAUUUUCAGUCAGUUGGGCCAACCCGUGAUCCAGAAGCGGAACAGCGCGAAUUUGACAUUACGACUCUCCGGUGACUCCAGGGUUGAGUGGGCCGAGCAGCAAACGUGGAAGCGCCGAGAUAAAAGGGACCUGCUCUUGAAUGACGAGCAAAUUUCGCCGUCCCUCGGCAGGAGACGCGCCGACUUGGCCGUGCCCUAUUUUGGCUCGAUUGGAUUUUUCAACGACGAGCUUUGGGACCAGCAGUGGUACUUGCAAGACACGAGAACUAGACCAGACUUGCCACGUUUGGAUUUAAAAGUGAUUCCCGUUUACGAAAAGGGAAUAACGGGACGUGACGUCAGGGUCACUGUUCUCGACGACGGGUUGGAAUUUCGGCACAGAGAUAUUUUACCGAAUUACGAUCCUGAGAUAAGCUACGAUCUAAAUGACGGCGACUCUGAUCCGAGUCCGCGAUAUUCAAGUAAGGAGCCAAACAGCCACGGGACAAGAUGCGCCGGCGAAAUUGCAAUGGUGGCCAAUAAUUGGAAGUGUGGAGUUGGAGUUGCCUACAACGCAAAAAUAGGAGGAAUUAGAAUGCUUGACGGAGAAGCUGGAAGUUCCAUGGACCGGAUCGAAGGAGAGGCUUUGAACUUCGCGCUUGAUAAAGUUGACAUUUACAGCGCCUCAUGGGGACCUACUGAUGACGGCUGCACUGUUGAAGGACCUGGACGAUUAGCCAGGGAAGCUUUGGAAAGAGGAGUUUCUGAGGGCAGGGGUGGCAAGGGCGCCAUUUACGUUUGGGCCUCGGGGAACGGCGGCAGCAAAGGCGACGACUGCAAUUGCGACGGAUACACAUCAAGUGUGUUCACCCUGUCCGUGGGAAGUGCGUCGGAACGCGGCCAGUUCCCUUGGUACGGCGAGCGAUGCGCAUCCACCCUGGUUUCCACGUACUCGAGCGGCGCCUACUCGGAUCAGAUGAUCGCUACAACCGAUCUCUUCAAUUCUUGCACUGUCAAGCACACGGGAACAUCUGCAGCAGCACCGCUUGCUGCCGGAAUUAUUGCGCUUGCUCUCGAAGUCAAUCCCGAACUAACCUGGCGGGACGUGCAGCACCUGGUGGUUUGGACAGCUGACGUGGCCCCAUUGGCGGACAACAAGGGUUGGCAAAAGAACGCCGCAGGGCUGCACGUCAAUCGUCGAUUCGGCUUCGGUCUCAUGAACGCGUUGGCAAUCACUCAGGCGGCCGCAAAUUGGAGCACCGUGCCGCCAUGGAAACAUUGCACCAUUCAGCUCAAGGGAAAUUCGACGACCGAGACGCAAACGGAAGGAAGCGCCCGGCUGGUCUUUUCAACGGCAGACUGCGAGGAGCACGUCAACUUUUUGGAGCACGUCGAGCUCAAAGCCACGAUCGAGCAUGCCAUCAGAGGACAACUCGAGAUUUUCCUCACGUCGCCCGCAGGAACGAGAGUGCAGCUGCUGAGUCGGCGUCCCGAGGACACUUCGGGCCAGGGUUUCAAGGACUGGAGUUUCAUGUCGGUGCACACUUGGGGCGAGAAUCCUGCGGGAGAGUGGACCGUGCACAUUGUCGACACGGACGAGGCGAAAAAUCGGGCCGUCGUGAGCAAAUGCGAGUUGCUGCUGCACGGCACUCAAGAGCGGCCGCGGCACAUGCGAGAAGCGCCUACUGAGCAAACUGAAGAGAACGAGGCUGGAGACGGAACACCCGCUAAAGAGCAGCGAGCAAACAGGCAAUGGUUUAAUUAUUGGAAUGACUGGUCGUGGUAUUCCCUUAGACAAUACUUAAGCAACAACUAAUCAUCGCUCACAUUUUCUGAUCUCUGUUUAUGCAUGAAUUAAUUUA